Molecule: messenger RNA, 2933 nt
Organism: Phoenix dactylifera (date palm)
Lineage: Eukaryota; Viridiplantae; Streptophyta; Magnoliopsida; Arecales; Arecaceae
Product: transcription factor SAC51
Molecular function (GO): protein dimerization activity
Source: RefSeq, a predicted model, not a curated record
UAAUUCUGGUUCCGAUUUUCCCCCUUCCGCGAUCUUGCUCCCCCGCUUCCCGAUCUCCUCUCUUGUUCCGCGCGUGGAUUGGAUCUUGGGUUCUCUCGAUCCGUUUUGGGCGAAGCGAUCUGAGGAUUUCCCUCGGAAUUGGUCUUUUUCCCGUGUUUUUUGGGUGGAUCUAAGAGUGGUUGAAGAGUUUGAACAGCAUGCGGUGGCUGAGCCUCUCCGUCGAUGUUCUCCGGAAAGUUAUUUCCUUGAACUUGUAUUGUAGGGUUAUUCUGUAACUCUGCUUCCGUUUCCCCUGCUCGCCUCUUUUUACUGCUUUCCUUCCUUUCUCUUGGUACGCGGCAUCGAAGCCAUAUUCCCUUCUAACUCAUCGAAACCUCGAAAAGAGAAAGACGAGAACAAGGGGACUUCUUCUUCUUCUGGUCUACUAGACUCGUCUAAGCUGCCUUCUGUGAAGAGUUACUGGGUUCUCUUCUCUUCCCAUUUCUUGUGGUUUCUUUCCAUUUUCCGGUGGAAAGGAGAGUAGUAAUGGUGUGCCAAGCAGCGACGCAGUCGAGAUUCCGAGCAUUGAAACAUGAGAAUGGGAUCGCCGGUAGCGCCACCAUAAUCGUUAGGAUCAUAGCUUGCUUCCAGCCAUUACAGGAUUGCCAGGCCCAGUACUUCCGCCACCUCCUCAAGCCCGUUACGUAGAUUAGCUUCCUCUCUUCCGCUUCAUCAAAUAAAGCUGGAAAUUUUGCAGUUUCCGGAAGGGAUUCUUGUGGAUAAGACAUUCAGUCUUAGCUGAUUUCUGCCUGUGGUGUUUUAGGUGAUUUCUUUGUUCGUUUUUGUUGAUGGGGAAGGACUUUGAUCCUUGGAUCCACUUGCUGCACUCACCAUGGCGGUUUGGUAGCUCGAACUGUGCGAGUACUCUCCGGCAACCGGGUGCGAACACCAAUUCCACGGUGUUUCCAACUUUCUUCAAUCCUUAUGGGUGUGCCUUCUCCGGCAAUGCUGCCACCCCCUUCCCUGGGUUUCAAGAGCACAAAUCCCUUGCGAGGACAACAGCAUUGACCCCGCCUUCGAUCCAUGCUUAUGGACUGCCGGAAUUCCCUAAUCCUCGGAAGAGAUUCCUGGUUUUCGAUCACUCGGGGGAUCAAACGAGGUUAAUCUUCAGCCCAUCGGGCACCCUGUUUAUGAGUCCGGGUCCCCUGAAUCCAGGACUGGACCUGCAGGGGAGCAAAGAAACCAGUGUUUCCGAUGGGCACGGCGGCGAGGAGAUGCACGAAGACACUGAAGAAAUCGAUGCACUUCUGUACUCGGACUCCGACGAUGACCGCGAGGAAGAAGAAGCCAGCACGGGGCACUCCCCGGUUGAGAUGACGGGCGGGAGCGCCGAGGAGGUUGCUAGCUCUACCGUCCCAGCUGCCAAGAGAAGAAGAGUUGAUGCAGAACUUGACGCAUCCCUCGCGGACACGGCAAGCUCCGUGGUAGCGGUAGCGGACCAAUACCAUGAAUUGCACGCAGACUGUAGGACCAAAGAUAGCAGCGAUGAUGCCGAGUCGAGCUGCGUGAGGGGUGGCGAGAAAAGGGGAGUGGCAGAAGAAGAGCUGGAAAAACGCCAUGACUCGAACCAUGGAAACAAACGGCUGAAGAGGGCGAGGAUACAAGAGACCGUCGGCGUGCUGCGAAGAAUUAUUCCGGGCGGAAAGGGCAAAGACGUGGCUACCAUCCUCGACGAAGCCAUUCGCUACCUCAUGUCCCUCGAGCUGAAAACCAAGGCUCUGGGUGCUACUCCACUGUAGCAACACCAUCAGCAGCAGCCCCACCAUUAUCAGUGCCCCUCUCUCUCUCUCUCUCUCUCUCUCUCUCUCUCUAUAUAUAUAUAUAUAUAUAUAUAUAUAUAUAUAUAUAUAUAUAUAUGUGCAUAUGUGUGUGUGUGUAUGUAUGUAUGUGGUUGUUUUAGUGUGUGUUAUUGGCAGCAGUAGAAACAGUAUAAUGGACCUUUUUCUCUCCCCAUGUAUGAUGAGUGAGAGAAAGACAGAAGCCAACGGGCUCUCUCCACACGUCUCCAACGAUUGAAGGUGGGAAUCAGCACUCCAGAGCACUUCUUGGCUGGGUUGCGAGUCCUCUCUCUCUCUGCGUGUGUCCUCGGCUUUUGAUGGUGGGGGAGAAGGGAGGAUGAUGGGGCAAUAAAGCAGUCCUACAGUGUCUUUGUGUGCCCGUGCGUGUGCUGGGCCUAUGGGUGACGAAGGGAGAGAGUGAGAGCAGUUUCUUUUGACCGAAAGGGCAUGAUGGGGGGGGGCUUCAGGCAGUGCGCGUGUGACGGUGGAUUCCGGAAGGGCGUGCGCGGGGGCCGCAGCCUAGCUUCGAUGCCCUGUUGGGCUUGUGAUCUAGCUUUAGCGGAAGGUGGGUUGGUGGUGGUCUCUAGUAGGGGAGUCGAGUGGUGAUCUCUCUGUUUCUCUUUUGACGUGGAGACUCUAUGAUUUGCCUUUGUUGGGGGGGCGUUUUAGAUGAAGAAAAGUUGCGUGCAUGGAUGCAAGGGUGGCCUAGAUGGUGAUCCAACUGGCAUGUUUUUUUUUUUUUGAGCUAAUGCGAGGUGGCAUGAUUGGACCCUGUCGGAAGGCCUGAUUGGUAUUUGUGGAGUGAAUGGCCGAGGGCUGGAACUGGGAAAAGUGGGUGCCCAUGCAUUGUCGUUGAUAUAUAUGGUUUAAGGACUAUUAUUGGCUGAGUGCCACUUUGGCUUCCACGGUUGCAUCUGCGUGAUCGAUGUUUGUCGAUCUAUCUGCGUCCACUGUCAUUUGUCAUGUCUUAAUCAUUUGUCCCCUCUGUAGUGUUGACCUUGAGUGGUUCAGCUGUUUGAUCGAUGUUACUGGUUUGCACUACCAAUUUGAUCAAUUGAUACUGCUUCAAGUCUGAAUGAUGAUUUUGUUUUAAUAUCGCUUUCGAUUCAUAAGAAA